AUGCAGCCAAAUGCGACCUUCACAGGAAGCAGCCUCCGAAAUGAGACGCAGCUCAUAAGCGCCUCAAGUGGCUGAAUAAUGUUAAUCACUCAGGUCCAGGUGCUUCUAGAUUACACGGCUGAACAAAACGACACAUCUUUCAUUUAAAACUGCUGGACAGUGUGGCAGAGAUGGCGAAGGCAGGCAGGGAAUCUGGGUUGAUUGUUUCAGCUCCACGAUGGGAAGAACCUCAAGAUUUCUGUAACCCUGACAAACUGCUGUUGUGCCCCUAUGACCCACAUCAUCUGAUCCGGGCCUGCCGGUUCCCCUACCAUCUCAUCAAAUGCAGGAAGAAUCACCCUGAAUUGGUCGGUGAAUUAUGGACAUGUCCAUUCAAUGCCCGCCACUUGAUGAGAAAACAUGAGCUGUCCCAUCACAUCUCAACCUGUGUGGACCGAUGCUCCGUCAAUGAGACCUACGUGACCAGAGACAAGACUGAUAGCAAGUUUCAAAUCCCAGUGGGCACCUGGACUGCACCUGUGUGUGACGAAGACUGGGAUGAAGAAGUGGACAAGCAUGUAACCACAGCGCCAUCUUUUGUCAGAGAUGUGUCCAAAUCGCUUCCUCAGGACAGGGAGAACAACAGCCUUUCCAGCAAUGCAAUUGCUGGUCUCAGGGCACCACGAGUUCUUCCCUGGACGAGCAGCUGUACUGAUUUUUGAGCAUUUUAAUAUGUCAAAACUAUUAUUUUUCAUUUACAAUGAAUACUGAAAGUGUUGGUUGGUUGCCUUUGCCAUUUUAUUGUAUAGUUCACUAGUUCUUGCAGUGAUAAAUUAGUUCCCUAAUCUUCAGUUCAGUUUCCCAAAGGUGGAACAAUAGAGGUGGUUUAGGUUCUGUGUUUACACCACAUAAAAGAAAAGCUUACGACCAGGAUAUUUACAAGACUUUAGUUGACAUGUUUUGUGUUGUCAUAGUUGCUCUGUGCCUGUAAUUCUACCUCUGUGGUCUCUUAGGAACGCCAUCCUGUUUUUUCUUUUCAUAGAACAGUUAAAACAAAUAAAACUCAAUUUAUAAAUUCUAAAAUGUUAGGAUUCAAAAACCUGUGAGCCUUACCAAGUUUGUAGUUUGUGCCAACAUCACACUGGCAUAUUUUCUUCAAUAAAGAAAUAGUCUCCUCUUUAA
Molecule: messenger RNA, 1161 nt
Organism: Megalobrama amblycephala (Wuchang bream)
Lineage: Eukaryota; Metazoa; Chordata; Actinopteri; Cypriniformes; Xenocyprididae
Product: gametocyte-specific factor 1
Exons: 7
Coding region: 171-701 (176 amino acids)
Source: RefSeq, a predicted model, not a curated record